Messenger RNA from Amorphotheca resinae ATCC 22711, 2416 nucleotides. RefSeq lists its product as hypothetical. NCBI's taxonomy places the organism in Eukaryota, Fungi, Ascomycota, Leotiomycetes, Helotiales, Amorphothecaceae. The record is from RefSeq and is a predicted model, not a curated record. The transcript has 3 exons. The coding region runs from base 60 to 2156 and encodes 698 amino acids.
CAGCAGCAGCGCGAUAGCGAGGACAAAUCCUCCGACGAGAGCGAGACCCCGAGCCGCGUAUGGCACCCCCCGCGCCACAGCCGCCUGGCGUGGAGCUUCGCGGACCCGAGAGCGCCAAACCAUCGCCGCUCCGGAUCGUCAAGCGUGGCCAGACCAUUGCCGGUCGUGCCUCGGCCGGAGAGAUCGUCAGCCGAAGAUGCGGACGCCGAUUUUCGUGUAGCUCGGAUCUCAGCGUGGGCAGCUCGCAGGCCAGCGUAGAUCCCCCCCCGUUGAUGGUGCACAAGACGAGGAAGCGGAGGGGGAGUAUCCUACAUGGGAGCUCGGAGGAUGCUCUCUUAGAGAAGAGUCCGAAGAGUCCUGGACACGCGAUUGCGAAUCGUGUUGAGAGGCCUUUUGAGGUGAGAGCGCUGCAGGAUGAUCCCGAUCUCACUCCCAAGGCUUGCAGGACCAUGCCACGGAUGAUGAGUGACGGAGGAUACCUGAAGCCUGAGUAUCAUGGUAUCUCUGCCGGUGAUUCCACCAGGCUUCCCGUCAUGAGCACUCGGGGUUCUCCCGGUUCAUCUGUUCAAGUUCCUGCGCCCCACGUCACGGAUAGUGCUCUCAAGGUGCAAGAACGACGGUUCUCCAAAUCCAAGAACUUCUUUCUCAAAGUCAUUCCCGGCCGCAGUCAGUCAGAGCCAAAGUCUUCCAACGCUCUCCAUAGGAUCAGCUCAAGCGUUUCCAGGCACACCCUUUUCCGGCGUCCUUCGCGUCCAGAAAGGGACAGCUCCGCUUAUUAUGCUGACGAGGACAGCGUCGCCUCUUCAGAUAUUGCUUAUUCAUUUGAUAACGACAGCGAGGAUAUCGCAGAUGUUAGUUUUAAUUCCAGAAUGCCUCCAUACCUUGAUUAUCUUGAUAGUAGGGCGUCUUCCCCAUUCUCAAGCUUCAAUCCGGCGCCCGCGAUAUACCAUCGGGAUAUUUUUGUACUCUGUCCACAAAUUAAGGUCACGCCGGAAAUAUCCACUGUCGACGGUGCUACUUGCAGCAUCUGGGCAGCUCUUGAGGUCACUGGCGUUCUUCGAUGGACGGAGAAUAAUGGCAGUGGAGCACACAGAUAUCUUUCUCUGUCGGGCACUCAGCUUUCUCAUCUCGAGCAGUAUGGCCGCUUGUACUCCAUGCGCAUCGACCUCAUUCCUGGUCCAGACUGCAUGGUUUCGGAAAUCAUCGGCAACCUUCGCGAAUCCAAAACUCUUGGUGCUAGGGAGACACAUCUUAUCCUUGUCAAGAUUCGACUGGGCAAGAUCACUUCUCCAUCACGACACAUCAGAGAAAGUUCAACCCCUGAUGAGCUUAUCGCUGACCUCGAGGAUCGUCUUGGCGAUGCCCUCACGCCUUACCUGACAGUUCGGCUCACCUACAGGCAUUCCGGAUUCCCAGACGAAGUGCAGACUGCAGCAGGUACAGAGACUGGCAUGUCGGCUCAGUCAACAAUUCUGCAGUCCGAAGCGACUGCCGUCAUCCAGAGGCAGAACCCUCAUUCAGAAUGGUCACCUCGUACCUCACGGGCCAUGAAUGAGCCUAUCAAUACCAACCCUCUCAUCAAGCUUAUCGAGACACACUUUUCGACGGAAAAAGCGCUCCGUACUAUUGAAAAGCUGGCAAGGGAGAGACGUCAACUUCCAUCCGCGAGACAGUCCAGAGAUAGCAGUAAAUCAGCUGGCUCCAGCGAAGAAACUUUGAAAGGACGUCAUGGAAGUAGCCUUCAAGCUAGAAUUAGCUCUGGUGUCACGGCAUCGAUGGUAUCACUCCCGAAUGGCACGGAUGAAGUGAAAGAUGCCCAAGGACAGGAAGACCAGGACGCAGACCUGGACAAGGACCCAGCUCGGAAGAUCUGGAGCGAGAUGCGACGCACCUCUCGUAGCGGACGUCCUAAUGGUAGCCCUCGUGACCGAAGUCCUGCGGACGAUGGUUGCAGUACGGGCCGCGUCACCUCCGCUUCCAGCGUUGACCAGGAGAGGAACAAGAUCAAGCAGACGGCGUUGCGGAACAAGAGAAGCAUGGGGGCGGAUUCGCUGAGGAGCAUCGCUCCUAGUAUGGAGCCGCCGCGGGGGGGAACAUUCACGGGCUUGGGAUUGAACGUGGGACGGAACUGGGGAUGGCAUGGGACUUGGUGGUGAGGGAUGGAUCAUCGUUAUUAGGCUUUUGCUAUGAGAGGGAAUGGGAUAGAAUCCUUGUUAGCCAAUUAUUAAAACUCUGAAUCAUAGACAAGUUUCCUUUCUUGCGGUUGCAGUCCCUGGACCAACCCCCCCUUCAUAGCCGAGCCCCUUUCCAGAAUCCGCUUGCACCUCAGGCCCGCCCCUUUUCCAAAUCGGAUCCCCGUCAUCGUCAAACUGCGCCCACUCAAAAAACUCACACCCCUUCUGCCCCGGCACAUUAC